AUGCACGGCCUCCUCCUCGCCGCCGCCGGGCUUCUUAGCCUGCCGCUCCAUGUCCUCGCGCACCCUCAGCCAAGCACAAACCUCGCUGGCCGAGGCGUAGACCUUGACGCCUACCGCAUGGCUGACAGGUCCAGCUACAUGAGUUCAGAUGACAUGAAGCUCAAACAACCUGCCAUUGCCUCCCUCAGCGGUGGUAACUAUGUUGACACCGCUACAGAGGUUGUUAAGCGUAUGAUGCCUGGCAUGACCUUCCGGAUGGUCGAUGAUCACUAUGUUGGCGAGUCCGGAAUCAGUCAUGUGUACUUCCGCCAGACGAUGCACGGCAUGGAUAUCGAUAACGCUGACUUCAACGUCAAUAUUGGCAAAGACGGAAAAGUCCUUUCCUUGGGACACUCCUUCUACACCGGCCCUGCUCCUGAUAAGGCACCAGUUGAGAAGCGAGACUUCUCUGAUCCCAUGCAGGCCUUCCAUGGUGCUUGCAAGGCCCUUAACCUUCCUAUAAACGCCGAUAAAGCGACAAUCCAGACUAUGAAUGAGCAUGAAGUAAUGUUCAUGGGAACUUCGGGAGCCAUGUCCGAUCCACAGGGCAAGCUAUGCUACAUGGCCAAAGAGGAUGGAACCCUGGCCCUAACCUGGAGAGUGGAGACUGACAUGGGUGAUAACUGGCUUCUAUCCUAUGUUGAUGCUAAAGAAACAGACAAAGUCCAUAAUGUUGUCGACUAUGUCUCCCAUGCAACUUACCAAGUCUACAAAUGGCCUAUCCCUGAUCCCACUGAAGGCAAGCGUGAGAUCGUUCAGAACCCCUGGAACCUCAAAACCUCGCCGUUCACAUGGAUUAGUGAUGGGAAGACCAACUAUACCACAACCAGGGGCAACAACGCUAUUGCACAAGCUAACUUUGAUGGCGGAGAGGACUACCUCAACAACUACCGGCCAGAUAGCAAGAAUCUCAAAUUUGAGUACCCUUAUGCGCCUAAUAUGAGCCCACCAAAGUCAUAUAUCGAUGCAUCGGUUACACAGCUAUUCUACUCUGCCAAUAUGGUACAUGAUCUGUAUUAUAUGCUCGGAUUUACGGAGAAAGCUGGUAACUUCCAAGUUAACAACCGCGGCCAGGGUGGUAAAGGCAAUGAUUUUGUCAUUCUUAAUGCUCAGGAUGGCUCCGGUACUAACAAUGCCAAUUUCGCUACCCCUCCCGAUGGCAAGCCUGGACGCAUGAGAGUGUAUAUCUGGACCAAGGCCAAGCCAUCUCGCGACUCCUCUUUCGAAGCCGGCACCGUUAUUCACGAAUAUACUCACGGCCUUUCCAACCGUCUCUGCGGAGGUCCUGCCAAUGCUGGCUGCCUCAACGGCAUGGAGUCUGGCGGCAUGGGCGAAGGAUGGGGUGAUUUCUUCGCAACCGCCAUCCGCCUCAAGCCAAACGACAACCGGAAUUCAAACUACGUCCACGGCGAAUGGGUCAAUAACAGCCCCAAGGGUAACAGACUGUACCCUUAUUCUACCAACCUUCAGACCAACCCAUUGGUCUACACAUCCUGUAACAAGUACAAUGAAGUACAUGCCAUCGGAACCGUAUGGUGCUCUAUUCUCUACGAGGUGCUAUGGAACUUGAUCGACAAGCAUGGCAAGAAUGACGGUCCCACGCCCGUGUUUGAAAACGGCGUCCCCAACGAUGGCAAAUACCUUGCCCUGAAGCUCGUGCUCGAUGGAAUGGCUAUUCAACCAUGCAAGCCAACAUUCGUGCAGGCUCGUGAUGCCAUUAUCGAUGCCGAUAUGAACCUCACCAAGGGCUCUAACAAGUGUGAGCUCUGGAAGGCCUUUGCUAAGCGUGGAUUGGGCGUUGGUGCCAAAUACGAUCCCAAGAACCGAACUGGAAGCAAGGCCGUUCCCAAGGAGUGCCAGUAG
Molecule: messenger RNA, 1902 nt
Organism: Trichophyton benhamiae CBS 112371
Lineage: Eukaryota; Fungi; Ascomycota; Eurotiomycetes; Onygenales; Arthrodermataceae
Product: metalloprotease MEP5, putative
Exons: 5
Coding region: 1-1902 (633 amino acids)
Molecular function (GO): zinc ion binding; metalloendopeptidase activity
Source: RefSeq, a predicted model, not a curated record